Molecule: messenger RNA, 369 nt
Organism: Telopea speciosissima
Lineage: Eukaryota; Viridiplantae; Streptophyta; Magnoliopsida; Proteales; Proteaceae
Exons: 2
Coding region: 40-237 (65 amino acids)
Source: RefSeq, a predicted model, not a curated record
CUCAAUUUUAAGGGCAACAGAAGUCUGAACACCUCCAGGAUGUCUGGGCUUUUGAGGUUUGGCAGCCUUGCACCCAAGAUGAAGAACCUGAUUGUAGCUGGGAGCUUAACAGGGUUUGUCUUUGGGGUUUAUUUCUACACUAUGAGGGCUGUUGGGGGUACCGAUGAGUUGCAGGUGGCCAUUGACAGGUUUGAAGGGGAGAAACACAAGAAAGAAACUGAAACAAGCAUUUCAUAAGGGUCUUGAUCUCCUUACCCUAUUUCCUUUGCAUUUUGACCCUUAGGUUUUUUCUUGCUAGAUCAUUUAGAUUCCAAGUUGUCUGGACUGUUGGAUUUGCAAGAGCAAUAUUUUAUUCAGUUAAAGAUGUUC